Molecule: messenger RNA, 1362 nt
Organism: Colletotrichum lupini
Lineage: Eukaryota; Fungi; Ascomycota; Sordariomycetes; Glomerellales; Glomerellaceae
Product: ammonium transporter
Exons: 6
Coding region: 1-1362 (453 amino acids)
Biological process (GO): ammonium transmembrane transport
Cellular component (GO): plasma membrane
Molecular function (GO): ammonium channel activity
Source: RefSeq, a predicted model, not a curated record
AUGACGGAAGUCAUCCCUGUGACCGAGUUCCCGGACUAUGCCACCGACCCAACGGGAGGCAACCCAAUCACCCAUGACCUCAAUGCGCCUUAUGACAAGGGUGACCUCUGCUGGGUGCUGGUAUGCACAAUCCUGUGCUGGCAGAUUACGCCGGCCAUCGGCUUUCUCUACGCCGGAAUGCAUCGUAGGAAAUCCGCCAUGACGAUGGUUCUCCAAUCACUCUUCUGUGCAUGCGCCUGUGGCCUACAAUACUGGAUCUACGGUGCAUCGCUGUACCAGUCACGCACGACGAACCCUAUCCUCGGCGACCUGUCCCACGCCGCAUUCCACAACCUCCUGGCUUCUCCUUCGUUUGCCAACAGUGAUAUCCCAGACAUCUUGUAUGCUGCCUUUGGCUUCACCUUUGUUACAGCUACGGCAAUGAUCCUGGCCGGUGCCAUGCUCGAGCGCGGCCGUCUCUGGCCCAGCAUGCUUUUCCUCCUCUGCUGGAACACGUUCGUCUACUACAUCUUGGCAUAUUGGGAGUGGAACCCUAGCGCCCUUUCCUGGUCCAUGAUGUUGGGUCCCCGCAUCGACGACAGCAGCACGUCCACGAAGAAGAGGCACGUCCCACAGUUUAGGGGCCACAACCCUUUGCUGAUGACUCUGGGUACCGUUCUCAUCUGGUUUGGAUGGUUUGCCUUCAACGGAGCUAGCACGGCUAACCUUAGCUUGCGGUCCAUCUAUGUCGUUGUGAACACCAACUUUGCUGCUUGUGGUGGUGGAGUUACGUGGGCCUUGUUGGACUACAUGUACAUGAAGAAGUUCAGCUUGGUUGGCUUCUGCUCGGGUAUCAUCUCCGGUCUUGUCGGUAUCACCCCGGCAGCUGGCUUCGUUCUUGUCUACGUCUCACCUCUUGUCGGAAUUAUCACAGCCAUCUGCUGUUUCUACACCGUUCGAUACCAGUAUAUCCUCCGCGUCGACGACGGUCUCGAUAUCUUUGCCAUUCACGGUGUCGGUGGAUACGUUGGUGAUAUUCUGACUGGUCUUUUUGCCCACAAGAUGGUCCCUGCUCUCGACGGAGUUAGCGGCGACUCGUAUGAGGGCGGCUGGUGGAAUGGGAACUUCAGACAGCUUGGUCUACAGUUGGCAGGCGCGACGACUUGCGCUGCCUGGUCGUUCUUUGUCUCCUGCAUCUUGUUGUUCCUCAUAAAUAAGAUUCCGGGCAUGCAUCUGCGCGCUACUGAGGAAGACGAGUUGCGAGGUCUUGAUUAUGCGUACAUUGAGGAUAUUGUCUCGGACUACGAUGAUGGCAAUAUGCUGAUCCACAAUGGCCAGGUGGUGGAGACGCCGACUCCGGCGAGCUUUUCGAAAAGCUCAUAG